Messenger RNA from Schistocerca americana (American grasshopper), 803 nucleotides. Its product is annotated as cuticle protein 79-like. The coding region runs from base 39 to 692 and encodes 217 amino acids. The record is from RefSeq and is a predicted model, not a curated record. NCBI's taxonomy places the organism in Eukaryota, Metazoa, Arthropoda, Insecta, Orthoptera, Acrididae. The transcript is spliced from 2 exons.
CAUUGCCUGCUCCACCUGUACCACCUUCAGCAGCAGCAAUGAGGAUCCUGGUGUGCGUGUUCCUGUUUGGACUGGCUCUGGCCGAGGAGAAGCAGGUAGAAAAAAGGGGAGUGAUUGGUUCCCUGGGUGGCUAUGGAGGUGCGUCUAUUAGCGGAGGUUAUGGAGGUGGCUAUGGCGGCGGCUUUGGUGGUGGUUAUGGAGGUGGCUACGGAGGCAGCUAUGGAGGUGGCGUCAGCUCUGCAGUUGGAGGAGGUCAAGUAACCAACAUUGCCAUAACCAAGCAGGUGCCCAUCCCGUACCCAGUACCAGUGCAGCGUACUGUCCCAGUACCAGUCAGGGUUCCUGUCACGGUGCCAGUCAACAGGCCGGUACCAGUGCCCGUCCCACAGCCGUACCCUGUCCCCGUGCAGAGGCCAGUCCCAGUACCCGUGAGUGUCCCUAGCCCAGUCCCUGUACCAGUACCACAGCCCGUCGUCGUCAACCAGCCGGUACCUGUCGUCGUGGGAGGAGGACCUGGUGUCGGCGGAGGUCUCGGAGGCGGCUACGGCGGCGGCAUUGGUGGAGGCUACGGUGGAGGCUAUGGAGGAGCCAUCGGCGGUGGCUACAGCGGUGGCUACAGCGGCGGCUACAGUGGUGGCUACUCUGGGGGCAUUGCUGGAAGCUAUGGAGGCUACGGGAAAUACAGCCACUAACAUCAGCAACUGAACCCAACAACUCGGACAUAACACGCCACCAGAACUUCGUUGCAUAUUUCUUACAAUGUUCUGUAAUUGCAGCAGAAAAUAAAAAACAUUUGUAACAUA